UGUACUGAAAAUAUGAAUGUCUCAGGUUCAGAUCGGCGAUUCUCCAGUGUACAGGAUAGAGAGAAAAAUGGGAGAGGGAUUUUUACAGCAAGUUUAUGUUGGGCGAGCCAUCAGUCCAACUUCAAAUCAUCAAGCUGGUGUGGAAGCAACAGAGGUAGCCAUAAAAUUCGAGCAUAAAGACUACAAAGGAGAUGAAGGUGGCAUCCUUAAUGAGUGGAAAGUUUAUGAAGAUCUGGGUAAAAGCCAUGGCAUACCACUGCCACAAAUACAUUACAAGGGGCAACGAGGUGACUAUUAUGUCACGGUCAUGGAUUUGCUUGGACCGAGUUUACUAGACUCUUUGGUCAUCAACUGGCGAAACCUUCCAUUGGAAGCAAUUGCAUGUAUUGCCGUUGAAGCAAUCUCCAUACUUCAGAAGCUGCACUCUAGAGGGUACAUCCAUGGUGACAUAAAACCAGAUAACUUUUUGCUUGGCUCUCCAGGAACUCCUGAAGAGAAGAAAUUGUUUCUGACUGGCCUUGGAUCUGCUACGAGAUGGCGAGAUCGCUCCACUAGUUCCCACAUUAAGUACAACCAAACUCCAGAUGAAUUCAGAGGAACAAUUCCAUUUGCAAGUGUGCACACUCAACUUGGUAGAACAAGUAGCAGAAGGAACGACCUAGAGUCUCUGGUUUACGUGCUCGUUUAUCUUAUCCGGGGUCAUUUGCCUUGGCAAAGACAUGAGGGAGAGGAUAAAGCUUCCCUUGUUUGCAAGGAAAAGAUGGCCACUCCUCCAUACACCCUGUGUGGCACUUGUCCUGAGCCUUACCUGCAGUUCGCCACAUUUGUGCUUAAUCUGAAAUUCAAUGAACUACCACAUUAUGCUAGAUACAUUUCCCUCUUCCAUGAGAUCAUUGGUAACAAUCCAUAUGUUUGGCCCGUGCACACCGGUGUCUCUCAGGAGGUAGCGUAUCAGGUACAACGCAAGCGAGUGAGGUUAAAUGAUGACGAAGACCCAUCAAAAUUACGAAUGGGGUUGAAACUAACACAAUGGAUAAGCGUUUAUGAUAUGUAUCCUCCAACCAUGAGGCAAAGAUACUUCUCUAAUUUGGAUUAUGCCGACCUCCUCUUACACAUUGAGAAGGGACAUGAGGAGGGAAUGUACAUCACCAGUGUGGCUUACAGUUCUCGCUCUAAGUCAUGGGCCGUAGUAAUGGAUAAUAGCAUCGGCUACACUGCUCAGAUUUAUACUUUUUCAUGCGGCUCUCUUCCCAAGGAAUGGAUUGGGAAAAAAUGGUCGCAGGACUUCUACAUCACUGCAGUGGCUGGAGCAGAUGACAGCAGAUUUUUAGUUAUAAUGUCCAAGGGGCUCCAGAGUGUUCGGCAGGCUUACAUUGUUGCUAGUCCGUUUCCUUUCGAUUGGAUCAAGAAGAAGUGGGCAGAAGGUCUUCGUGUCACUUCCAUGGCCACUUACUGGAGGAAUUGGGCAGUAGUUGUGUCCAAAGGAACCGGAUUUACUGACCAGGCCGUAGAGCUGGACUUACAGUAUCCGGCCGAAGGCAUUCGUGAAAGGUGGAAGCAGGGCUAUUACAUCACUUCGGUCGCGGCCACUUCAGAUGAGGUUGCUUUUAUCUUUAGCAAGAUAGGAGGAGGACCAGCAACUGCAAGUGUAAAGCAAGAGACGCUUCUGACUUUCGAUUUUCCUGGUGAUAGUAAGAUCGAGGAGGAGAGGGCAAGGGAUUCCUAUAUUUCUUCUCUUUGCUAUGGUCGAACCAUUGCUUAAGCUACCAAAUGUAUGUACCGAUAAAGGAUGUCUCAGCGAGGGACACGACCGCUCUGCAUGCGUGUUUUUCCAUCUAUUGCCCAUUUCAUAGGACGCAAGUUCAACAAGUCGUUGAUCAAUCCUGUACAGAGUCGAAUAAUAGCCACUUCCUCUAAUACGAUAUGGAAUUAAUUGUAGCCUCU
This is a messenger RNA of Rhodamnia argentea, 1944 nucleotides long. Its product is annotated as casein kinase 1-like protein HD16. The record is from RefSeq and is a predicted model, not a curated record. Gene Ontology annotation, molecular function: protein serine/threonine kinase activity; ATP binding. NCBI's taxonomy places the organism in Eukaryota, Viridiplantae, Streptophyta, Magnoliopsida, Myrtales, Myrtaceae. The transcript has 15 exons. Gene Ontology annotation, cellular component: nucleus; cytoplasm. Gene Ontology annotation, biological process: endocytosis; signal transduction; peptidyl-serine phosphorylation. Bases 17 to 1762 code for a protein of 581 amino acids.